GUUUGAAUGAAUUGUCGGACAAUCGCUGUCUUAUCGACACAACAAUUGUCACCACAUUUGGGAUCAGAUGACGACCUCCGAGGCUAAAGAGUACAAACUGUCGGCCGAUUGUGAGCUGAGGUUUGAAGUGGAAGACGAGACAGUGAUCUGUGAACUGAAGUCAGGUUUGGCCGAAAUGUUUGGCACAGAACUGAUGAGAGCACAUAAAUACCACUUCAGAAGCGGAUCCAAAGUAGCGAUCUUCACAUACCACGGAUGUGUUGUCGAACUGACCGGACGUCCGGAAGUGGACUACAUAUCCCGCGAGACUCCGAUGACUUUCUACGUGAAUCUGAGCGCCGCUUUGGAAGCGCUGCGAACGAAGGCUCAGGAGGAGGACAGGUGUGGCCCCACUCUGAUGGUCGUCGGCCCCUCCGACUGCGGGAAGUCUACGUUGUGUCGCAUUCUUCUCAAUUAUGCCGUACGGAUGGGUCGACAGCCCCUGUUCGUGGACCUGGACUGCGGACAGGGAUGUGUUAGUAUCGCCGGCACAUUGGGUGCCGUGACUGUCGAGAGGCCGGCAGACAUCGAAGACGGCUAUUCACUGGUGGCGCCCAUCGCCUACCACUUCGGCCACACCUCACCCGACGGUAAUAUAACGCUCUAUAAUAUACUAAUGAAGUGUUUGUCGAAAUCGGUUGAAAUGAAAAUGCAAACCGAAAAGAGGAGCAAAUACUCGGGAGUUAUUAUCAACACUUGUGGUUGGGUUAAGUCACACGGCUAUCAGGCCAUCAUUCGCGCCGCACAGGACUUCAAUGUCGAUAUCAUCACAGUCUUGGAUCAGGAGAGACUCUACAAUGAGUUGGUUAGGGAUGUGAACAGCUCUGUGAAGGUUAUUUUUACGCCCAAAAGCGGUGGAGUCGUCGAAAGGGUUCGGAAGUACCGCAUAGAGGCCAGGGAUGCGAAAGUUCGCUGGUAUUUCUACGGCACCGCCAAAUCAGGACUCUAUCCCUAUUCGUUUGAAGUACCGUUCAGUCAGUUGCGAGUCUAUAAGAUCGGAGCCCCCAAUCUUCCCGACUCUUGUAUGCCUAUAGGCAUGAAGACUGAGGACAACCUCACGAAACUGGUGUCCGUCUCUCCCACCGCUCAGACACUACUCAACCACAUCCUCGCCGUCUCGACGGCCACUUCCGUCGAAGACAAUCUCAAAGUCAUUGAAUCCAAUUUGUUUGGUUUCGUUUGCGUUACUAAUGUUGAUAUCGAGCGACAAGUGGUGACCCUUUUGGCGCCACAACAACGACCUCUUCCACCGAAUUGUAUUCUACUCUUAUCUGACAUUCAAUUCAUGGAUUCCCAUUGAGAU
Messenger RNA from Oppiella nova, 1342 nucleotides. The record is from the annotation of a GenBank genome assembly. NCBI's taxonomy places the organism in Eukaryota, Metazoa, Arthropoda, Arachnida, Sarcoptiformes, Oppiidae.